Messenger RNA from Aspergillus welwitschiae, 471 nucleotides. RefSeq lists its product as uncharacterized. NCBI's taxonomy places the organism in Eukaryota, Fungi, Ascomycota, Eurotiomycetes, Eurotiales, Aspergillaceae. The record is from RefSeq and is a predicted model, not a curated record. The transcript is spliced from 2 exons. The coding region runs from base 1 to 471 and encodes 156 amino acids.
AUGCAGUUUCCUCCCUCGCUCAUCGCAACUGCUGCUCUCCUACUCACAGCUGCCCCCCAGCUAGCAUCAGCCCUCUGGGAAUGCGACAGCGGACUCAGUGACCUAGGAGUUGAGCCCGCCGAUGGCACUUUCUGGGUUCACUACACCUCCGUCCGCGAUAGCAACUACCAGCCUAAUGGUGAAGGUUCCGUUGAGCCAUGGAUCCGCGUCUGCAACUCCAAGGACGGAUCUUGGGAAUCCGCCAAGUUUGCAGUGGUCUGCACCAAUUUCGAGGGCGGGAGUUCACAACAGACAUUCGAUGCCUCCAGCAUUGGUCUUACCCAAGAUAUUGCCGUUUACAACGGUGAAGGAUGUGAUUAUGAUGCCAGUGACCUGAAGGGAGGGUACAUCAAGUACGGCACCACUACCAAGUCUUUGCAGGAUGGUUGUGGUGAGAGGGACCAUGGAGUUACUUGCGAGUUCACCUAUUAA